AUGGAUAAGCGCCGGUUGAACCUUAGGAUUCUGGCAUCUCCUGGCACUUUCUCCUCCUCUUCCGGCCAGUCAGAGGGCGAUCCUUUCUUCCUCCGCCCGGCGAUUUCUCAGUGGAACUUGGGGAAACUGCUAGAAGUGUUCCGGCGGAUGACUCAGUCGACUCGCUAUCGACUCCUACUUGUUGGCUUCUACAUGCGAUUAUGGUACUGCGAGAGUGCAAAGUGGACUACUGGCUUCAAAGUUUUCACUAGAAUGGUGGCUGAGAACGACGGAAACCGAAGAAAUUGUGGGACAAUUCCGUCCGUACCCGCCACUGACGCCACCAGCCGGCAUCUUCAAACGGAAAUUUUCCAUUUUCCUUCGUUACCUAUAAUGGAAACCGUAUUGAUGUUGAAGAUUUUGUUACUCUGCACGCUUGUGGCAACUGCUAACUUAUUUUCUUCAUGAAGGUGUCUUAGAAAGGUGAUAAACUUUUGUGUCCCAACUCCUGCGACCUCCUGCGCGGUGUCGCUGCAAGUAGCGAUGACGUGUGAAAUCCGGGCUUAUCGCCCCGAGAGGGGGCAGUGGACACUCUUAGUAGCCUAAUAGUUGGGUCACUGAGACGGCCCCGGCCAGCGCUAACGGCAGGAGGGUCAGGUGAUCGACCUUGCGCAUCCGGC
Aspergillus caelatus is the source of this 659-nucleotide messenger RNA. RefSeq lists its product as uncharacterized. The transcript has 2 exons. Lineage: Eukaryota; Fungi; Ascomycota; Eurotiomycetes; Eurotiales; Aspergillaceae. The record is from RefSeq and is a predicted model, not a curated record. Bases 1 to 447 code for a protein of 148 amino acids.